Effrenium voratum is the source of this 1323-nucleotide messenger RNA. NCBI's taxonomy places the organism in Eukaryota, Dinophyceae, Suessiales, Symbiodiniaceae. The record is from the annotation of a GenBank genome assembly.
GCGUAUUUGAAUCGUGGGGAGGAAUCGCCCUUCAUUACAGACCUGUACUUGGGCGGUGGCAUUGCAUUUCUGGCGACUUUGAUCCGCUUCCUGGUGCUCCGGGGCCACGCCAUGGAGGAGCGGUGGCAUGGGCUCACGGCGCCCUUCAUGUCCUUUGUGCUGUUGGACUAUGCGCCAUUUCUGGCUCUCGCCUUUGCAGAUGUCCUGGACCUUGAUACCAGCAGGUAUCCUUGCGUGGUGUCCCUGCGGGAGCGCGCCAAGGCCGCCAUGGCCCGCUGGACCCCCUCCAAGCGCCUCUCCGGGCUCACCGGCCAUGCGCUGGACCAGACGGUGGCGGACGCCGUGGCGGCCAGCCACGACUUGGUGCUGCCGCCUGAGCACAUGCCCCUGGAUGCAGAGCCGCCCUUUGGGCCAUCUUCGCGGAAGAAGAAGAAGAAGGCGAAGCCGGCGCCGGCGCCUCCAGUUCACGAGGAGUCGAAUGUCGAGUCGGAUUUGGAGGACAUCGGCAAUGAGGCUCCGCCUGACAUGAGGCACCACACCUGGCACUGGCUGACCUGCCAGGACGUGAGCAGAUGGGCCAUCGCGAGUCGGAAGCAGGUACGGGACUACUACAAGUUCUCCGGCUGCUGCGACCGGAAGCCAUCGUGGGGAUUCUUGCAGGAGGAGGAGCCAUUCUUCGCCAAGGACUGCGACCCCGGCCUGGAUAUCGACGAGUUGGACGAGAGCUCGGGGCUAUGUCUACUCAGCCCCGCAGGUGCUGCGGGUGUCGAGGCGAGAGCCGAGAGCGAGACCGAGAGCGAGGAGGACCGGCAGGGUGAGGAUGGCAGCGACAUCAGCACGGCAGAUGCGCCCAGUAGCCAGGUCAAGAUGGCGGAGCGGCAGGAGAUCACGCGCAACCAGGGCUACGUGGAUGCUGGCCUCGGCACAGGUGCCGGGACACGCCAGGCGCUCUGGCCGAUGACUCUCAAGGGUGUUUUGAGGCAGUUACUUCAACAAGUGCCCGGGCUUCAGAAGAUGGCGCGGCAGCAUCCUUGCUGGCUGCACCUCACCCUUUGUGACUCCUUCCGGCUCUCUGCGUGCAGCAAAAUUCACUCCGCCCUUUUUGAGGAGGCGGCUGCAUUGGCAGUGCUGAGAAGACAGCAAAUGGCUGAGGAGCUGCUUCAAGAAUCCGAGUGGGAGGAUCUUGAUAGCGUCCGAAGCGCUGUGGUCGGAAAUUGCUUUCAGCUCUUUGGAAGGUGAGGGGUUGAUUUUUUGGUGAUCCAGUUGCCUUGCCGAUGUGCAAUGGCCACACGAUUUGCGCGACGCUCAACCCUCAAUUGUCCA